Molecule: messenger RNA, 312 nt
Organism: Porites lobata
Lineage: Eukaryota; Metazoa; Cnidaria; Anthozoa; Scleractinia; Poritidae
Source: the annotation of a GenBank genome assembly
AUGAGAUGCUUUCGGAAACUGCUUGGCAUCUCAUACAGAGAUCACAUCACUAACGAUGCAAUCAGAGACAGAAUCAGGCAAGCCAUUGGGCCCUAUGAUGAUAUCUUAACCACGGUAAACAAACGCAACUUAAAGUGGUUUGAGCAUGUAUCAAGAUCAUCAGGGCUUGCCAAGACGCUUUUACAAGGAACAGUGCAAGGAGGGAGAAGAAGGGGCCGACAAAAGAAGCGCUGGGAAAACAACAUCGCUGAAUGGACAGGGUUGAAGUUUUGCCAUGCCGUAAGAGAAGCUGAAAACAAAAUAAAAUGGAAG